AUGAACCGGCCUGCAAGUCUAGAAUCCUUGCCCAUAGAGAUAUUGGGCUUCAUAUUCAGCUCGUUGGACCCCAUCGGUCUCAUAUCUGCAAGUCAAACAAACACCAAGUUUCGUGCCGUGAUUCAACCAAAGCGAACCCACUUUGUCGAAAGGUUACUUCAACUCGAAUGCGGAGAGGCAGGAGGAGGGACCCCCAUUUUCCGUGCCAAAGACAAUAAUAUCAAACCAGGUUUCGAAGAUAAAGAGAAAUGGAAUCAGAUGCGAUGGGCCUGUAGCCUGUGUCUGAAGCUACUGCCUCAUACUGACUUCUCCAAUCAAUAUCUACUGCGCUUACAGUACCGGAAACCAAUUCCAGAAUCCCAGGCUGAAAAGGCCUUCACGAGCUGGAAACCCUUCCGAGGUGAAAAUGCUGCCAUGAGGCAAGAAAAGCGCGAGGCACGAGCCGAUGCAGAAGAGCAAGAUCGCGCCAUAAGGCGUCGAUAUAAUAUUGCAGUCAAUACAGAAGCACAUUCCGUCUUCUUCCAUGAGGGCCUUGGAACUCAACCUCUUCAAGAAAGAAAAUUGGAAGUUUUCCAAGACAGCGGCAUGGGCACUUUUCAAGGGUUGAGGGGGUAUGACUACAUGACGAUCACAGAGGAAGAAGAAUGGUGGCUUCUGACCCACGAGAUACAGCUCAUGGAGGGCGAAAAAUGCGGCUUCAAACGCCAUUUGCGCAAAUGUAAUGAGUGUCGCUUUCAGCGUCACGAGAUUGCAAAUCGAACAUUCAGCUUCAGCUACCGCGACGACCGCAAUGAGCCUGUCUUGCAAGGCACGGCAAAGGUUCCUAUAGUCACUAGCCGAACCCUGCAAUUCCCCGGCGCGACCGAACGGUGGUUCCCAGAUAUUGUUGAUAUACUUGGUAUCGACGAACCAACCGCUGGUGUCAACAAGCCAACCGAUCCCUCUGAUAUUGUCCCUACCGUCACCCACCCUUGGACUAUGUACGUGGUCAGGUGUCCGGAGUGCUCGACUUGGCAAGAGCUGCGUGCGUUUCGUUUCGCGGACAUGUUCAAUGGCUGGGCUCCCAAGAUGGCGCAAAUGUCUCAUGGGGUAGGAGCUCGCAAUUGGAACGGAAUGGAGAUCAACGAAGAUUUUCUCAACAACCUGCAGUGUAAUCAUUGUUAUGCCAGUGAACAUGGGCGGGAGAAACUUGGUCAAGAACUUGUUAAGUGGUUGUCUGCAUCCUUGUUUUACGAGAAGUGCCAUUUGGGGGCAGAUUUUUGGGUUACAUUCAAAAACAUGUCAUUUUACGGCCAUUCAACUUCCAUCGCCGUGAAGAAGGCCCGCACGGCGCUUAAGGAGAAGUAUUCAAGCUCACCGGGUUUCCGUUCGCUUGACAUCAGCGAUAUAGUGAACUUCAGACUUUGCUUCGAUGAAUGUCGAUCCGCGCGGAACCUCGAUGAUGGCGUUCAUUCCAAUUCGAGUUACCACGACUCGAGGACUGCUAUUUGGUUCAGAGACUAUGACCAAAAUGAGGCUCGUUUGUACUGGCUGCUUGAAUGCAUAGAAAAGUGUGAGGGCGCGGGCGAUGAUCUGGUUGACUGGGCGUUGAAUCGCGAGAGAAGUGUUCAAAUGUAA
Penicillium olsonii is the source of this 1617-nucleotide messenger RNA. The record is from the annotation of a GenBank genome assembly. NCBI's taxonomy places the organism in Eukaryota, Fungi, Ascomycota, Eurotiomycetes, Eurotiales, Aspergillaceae.